UUUUGAGCAUUUUCUUGUAGAUCUUAGCAAAGUGUCUGACAGUUUAUAUAGAAGCUUACAAGAAUGAAGUAAGUUUUUCUGCGGAAUAGAUAUUAGGAUGAUAAUUGUGUGACUUUAUACAAUUAAAGGAAUUUUAAUUUUCAACAAAAUGGAAAGCAUGCACGAUUGGAUUGGCCCGCAUUUUUCAGCCCACGUAAAUGGCUCACUUACAGAUAAGGUCACACCGGAUAUGGCACAUCUCAUACAUCCAUACUGGAAUCGAUUUCCAGCAAUCGAACCCAAGAUGACGAGACUUCUUGGCGUUUUCUUAGGAUCAGCGGCCAUAAUAUCGUUUUGCGGAAACGGCUUGGUUGUCUGGAUAUUUUCGACUACAAAAACACUUCGAACACCGGCCAAUUUAUUGGUACUGAAUUUGGCCUUUUCCGACUUUUCUAUGAUGGCAACUAAUUGUCCAAUGAUGACGAUAAAUUUAUUUUUUGAAACAUGGAUACUUGGUCCGUUUAUGUGCGAUUUGUACGGAAUGUUGGGAUCGGUUUUUGGUUGUGCAUCAAUUUGGUCCAUGUGUAUGAUAGCAUUGGAUAGAUAUGAAGUGAUUGUGAAAGGAGUUACUGGACGACGUAUGACUAUUAAACUUGCGAUAAUCAAAAUAGUUGCUAUUUGGGUAUUUUCACUUUUUUGGACUAUAGCCCCAAUGAUGGGAUGGAGCAGGUAUGUUCCGGAAGGAAAUUUGACAUCAUGCGGACUUGAUUAUCUCGAGCAAGAUUGGAAUCCAAAAAGUUAUUUAAUAUUUUAUACGAUAUUCGUAUAUUUGAUGCCGUUGUUCUUAAUAUGCAGGUCUUACUGGUAUAUAAUUGCGGCCGUUGCAGCUCACGAAAAUGCCAUGCGAGAACAAGCAAAAAAGAUGAAUGUGAAAUCAUUGCGUUCCUCUGAAGACACAGAAAAGAGUGCCGAAGGAAAACUGGCCAAAGUAGCUUUAGUUACAAUUUCACUUUGGUUUAUGGCCUGGACUCCAUACGGUAUUCUAAAUUUUUUGGGUUUUUUCCAAUCAGAUCUUCUUACACCGCUGGCAACAAUAUGGGGUGCGGUAUUUGCAAAAGCUUGCUCCGCAUAUAAUCCAAUCGUUUAUGGAAUUAGUCAUCCAAAGUAUCGUGUUGCUCUAAAGGAAAAAUGUCCUUGCUGUGUUUGUGGAGAAACUGAAGAUCCGAAGAAGAGUGAAGUUGCGUCACAGCCAUCGACAAAUGGGGAAACCCCAGCGUAAAUUAAUAAAUGUUACAUGCUUAAAACCAUUCUUACUUUAAAUAUAAGAGAAAAAAGCUUUGACAUCAAA
Messenger RNA from Episyrphus balteatus (marmalade hoverfly), 1327 nucleotides. RefSeq names its product opsin Rh1-like. Gene Ontology annotation, molecular function: G protein-coupled receptor activity. NCBI's taxonomy places the organism in Eukaryota, Metazoa, Arthropoda, Insecta, Diptera, Syrphidae. Gene Ontology annotation, biological process: visual perception; phototransduction; G protein-coupled receptor signaling pathway. The coding region runs from base 149 to 1258 and encodes 369 amino acids. Gene Ontology annotation, cellular component: membrane. The record is from RefSeq and is a predicted model, not a curated record. The transcript has 6 exons.